Zootoca vivipara (common lizard) is the source of this 1336-nucleotide messenger RNA. NCBI's taxonomy places the organism in Eukaryota, Metazoa, Chordata, Lepidosauria, Squamata, Lacertidae. The record is from RefSeq and is a predicted model, not a curated record.
GAUGGCUACGGCAACGUCUAACCCUUACCUGGCCACCAACAGCAUCCUGUCGGCGGGCUCCAUCGUGCACUCGGACGGCGGCGGCAUGCAGCCGGGCAGCGUGGCCGUCACGUCGGUGUCGGGCGGCGGCUACCGCGGGGACCCUUCAUCCGUCAAGAUGGUCCAGAGCGACUUCAUGCAGGGCGCCAUGGCGGCCAGCAACGGCGGCCACAUGCUGAGCCACGCGCACCAGUGGGUCACCGCGCUGCCCCACGCCGCCGCCGCAGCAGCAGCUGCCGCCGCCGCCGCCGUGGAAGCCGGCUCUCCCUGGGCCAGCAGCCCGGUCGGCAUGACGGGGAGCCCGCAGCAGCAGCAGCAACAGCAACAGCAGCAACAGGAGGGCGGCGGCGGCGGGCGGGACGACCUGCAUUCGGGCGCGGCGCUGCACCACCGGCCGCCGCACCUGGGCCCGCCGCACCAGGGCCACUGGGGCGCCGGCGCGCACCUGCCUUCCAUGGCCAGCCAGCAGCAGCAGCAGCCUCUGCUGUACUCGCAGCCCGGCGGCUUCACUGUCAACGGCAUGCUGAGCCCUCCGCCGGGCAGCCAGAGCCUGGUGCACCGGGCCUUGGUGCGGGGGGACACGCCCGAGCUGGGGGAGCACCCCGGGCAUCACCAUCACCACCAUCACCACCCGCACUCGCACCCGCACCACGGGGGAGGCGGCGGGGGAGGCGGAGGCGGGGGAGGCGGAGGCGGCCUGAACAGCCACGACCCGCACUCGGACGAGGACACGCCGACCUCGGACGACCUGGAGCAGUUCGCCAAGCAGGCCAAGCAGUUCAAGCAGCGCGGAAUCAAGCUGGGCUUCACGCAGGCCGAAGUGGGCUUGGCGCUGGGCACCCUGUACGGCAACGUGUUCUCGCAGACCACCAUCUGCCGCUUCGAGGCUCUGCAGCUGAGCUUCAAGAACAUGUGCAAGCUGAAACCUUUGUUGAACAAGUGGCUCGAGGAAGCCGACUCGUCCACGGGCAGCCCCACCAGCAUCGACAAGAUCGCGGCUCAGGGCCGCAAGAGGAAGAAGCGGACCUCCAUCGAGGUGAGUGUCAAGGGGGCCUUGGAGAGCCACUUCUUGAAAUGCCCCAAGCCCUCGGCGCAGGAGAUUACGAACCUAGCGGACAGCCUGCAGCUGAGAGAGGAGGUGGUCAGGGUUUGGUUUUGCAACCGCAGGCAGAAAGAGAAGCGCAUGACCCCCCCGGGGAUCCAGCAGCAGACGCCCGACGACGUCUACUCGCAGGUCGGCAACGUGAACUCCGAUACGCCGCCGCCACACCACGGACUCCAGGCGAGCGUGCAGUGA